AUGGCGCACCAUGGAAUGCAGAAGAUCUUUGAUAUAAAUUCUCAAAACUCUUUGCUGCCUGCCAUUCCCAUUUCUUGGUCAGAAUCAGACUUAGAUCUUCAACAUGGUUUUGUAUCAAUGUCACAAAAUGCUACUAUUCAUCAAUAUGGUCAUGGACCUAUGCUGCUUGAGCAAGCAUCUUCUUCUGUAUUUCCAAGUUACUUCAAUCAUGUUCAAGAACCAAGCCCAGUGGCGAUGACAGAAAAUUCCUUUGGCUUCACUACUCCAAUGUCUCCUACGUUAGAUGAUGUGGAAGAUUGGAUAAAUGAAUUUAACCCAGAGCUGAAUGCAUGCGAUAUACAAGGGCAAAGGGACAUCUUGCAUCAAACUACAACUCUAUCUUCCAAUAUUCAUUAUUCCCAGGAUCUUGAGAUUGAACGCCUUUUAGGGCAUGUAAGAGCUUAUGAAAUGCAGAAGCACCUAGCAACUCAUGCUUCAAUGAAUGGAGAUACCCAAUGUGACAAAGGAAAAAAUCUUGAAUCUUCAUCAACUAGUUUAAAAGAAUUCAGCUCAACAAUUUUAGGAUUCUCAAGUCUCACAACAAUAGAAGAUGGACCAAGUUCACAUGUCUUAAGCUCCAUAAAUGCUAAGGCUGCACUCCUUACCAGGGAGCAACCUUCAGCGAAUAUGCUCGAAGUAUUAAACACAAAUGAUAAGGAAACAUUCUUCAUUCCUUCAAAAAUCAAAAGGGGAAGACCUCGCAAACCACUCACUGAAGAACUUAUAAAGCAAUUGGAAAAGUUUCAACCGCUACCUCUAGGUCGUCCUCCAAAACGACGUGAAGGAGGAGAGUCCUCUUCUAAUCUUGGAAAGUUUCAAAAGCGAUAUUCAGGAGCAAGAACAAUUGGAAUGACCGCCAAACCCAAAGAAGGACACAAGACCCCUGAAAAUGUACAGAAUGAAGACCAGAAUGCUCACCUUACAAACCCAUCUUCUGCUCCAAGGAAAAUAAUGCAGCCUACUCAUGGAAGCAUUGGUUAAUUAAUUGAAGUUUAUCAAUUUAAAUAUUUUUAUCAUUAUUCAGACAAUUCUAGAGAAAUGUUACAAAGUAAGUUAUUUAUAAUUUUAAACCUAUUUAAACAUGUAUUAUAUGGU
Messenger RNA from Lotus japonicus, 1134 nucleotides. RefSeq lists its product as uncharacterized. The coding region runs from base 1 to 1020 and encodes 339 amino acids. NCBI's taxonomy places the organism in Eukaryota, Viridiplantae, Streptophyta, Magnoliopsida, Fabales, Fabaceae. The transcript has 10 exons. The record is from RefSeq and is a predicted model, not a curated record.